AUGAAGAACCGCUUGAAGAGGACAUACAUUUAUAUAAAAUCAAAUUUGAACAAUAUAUCGUCUAUAGCAAGUAUAAUAUGCCUUCUCGAUUGUGUUUUAAUUCCUGUCAUUACCGUCGUGAUUUCUAUCUUUGAUGUAGCCAAGGGUUCCGACCAUGGCCAUGACCAUCACGACCAUGACCAUGACCACCACUAUGGGUGGCACGAAAUAGUAGAGAAGGUUGCGCUGUACGUGAUGACGCCGAUCAUUUCCUUUACGACCAUUUACAAUUUCAUUCAGCUGAAAAACAUCUCCCUCUUUCUUAUGACCCUCGUGGGAAUUACAUUGUUUGUUUUGACGCACGCGCAUAUUCAGGUCCCCAACCAAAAUGUAAUGAAUUUCUUAAGAAAAAUGCACAUACCAUUGGCAAUAUUAGCGGCUAUUUUUUUAAUAGGUACAAAUCGUGCAGCACACAAACUUUUAAAGUCGAAGAACUUGGAUCGGUGCUGUAAACACAAGAAAAUAACAAAUAAUUUCGAUAAACACUCAUGCACAGAGCACCAGUCUUGCGAUCAUCAUCAUCAUCAUCAUCACGACCACCACGACCACCACCACCAUCACCAUCAUCACCACCAGGAUGAUUUAGAAAUGAAUGAGGAUAACUACGAUAUGCAUAAUAACAAAGGCAAGAAUGAUAAUUCUGCCAGCUUUGAAAGAUAUUAUCAUAUUGGAUUUCAGCAGAAUGGUGAUCAAGAAUUAGUUAGAUUUUUGUGA
This is a messenger RNA of Plasmodium knowlesi strain H, 753 nucleotides long. Its product is annotated as MerC domain-containing protein, putative. The record is from RefSeq and is a predicted model, not a curated record. NCBI's taxonomy places the organism in Eukaryota, Apicomplexa, Aconoidasida, Haemosporida, Plasmodiidae. The transcript has 3 exons. Bases 1 to 753 code for a protein of 250 amino acids.